AUAGGUCUGCUUCGGUCAGACCUUUAAUUGAGUCUUAAUUGCGUUGAGAGGUUAAAAAUACACGCCUCUUUUUUCUGUCUCUUGACAUCAGGCUAUUUCUUCUAAACCCAAAACAAAUUUCAUCGUCUCUCUCUUCAAGGAUCAAGCAGCCGCCGAAUGUUUUUCUGGCUAAGUCACCAAGGUGAAAGAUGGCUGCUAAUGUCCAAAAAUUCCGAACACUAUCAAUCUCUAUGAAUCACUGUCUCAAGUCAAGAUUGCUCUUGCAUCAUUAUCGCCUCUUGCACCAUGGUCCAGACACUGUGGAGGAACUAUUGGAUAGACACGUGGUAAAAAAGGAGAAGAGCCUAGAUGAUGACGAGAAUGAGCGCCUAACUAGACAGCGACUCACUAGUUCUCGUCGCGAGGCUCUAAGUCUCUACCGAGACAUCCUCCGGGGCACCCGGUUCUUCAUGUGGCCCAACUCUCAAGGCAUCCUUUGGCGGGAUGUUCUCAGAGAAAAUGCCCGAAAGGAGUUUGAGGAGGCACGAUUCGAAAGAGAUCCAGAAGUCAUCACCAGAUUGCUUAUUGGAGGUCAUGAUGCUGUGCAAGCUGCUUUGGAUAAGGUUGUCGAGAAACAAAAGCAAGAAAUUGAAAAGCAACGUCGUAAUUCAAAUACUCCUUGAUAUUCUGGAAGUUACAAUUAGUAGAACGUCAUUACAUUGGAAUAUAAAUGCAUAACCAAAAGCACUAACAAAUUUGAAGUAGAGAGAUGGUGACGUUCUUGCUUAUUUGUGCACUAGUAUGAUGGAUUUGUCAAUUUGCAGCUGUCCAUGAUGGUUGGGAUUGGCUGUAACAUUAUCAUACUUUAAAUCGUAAAUUUGGAAGUUGGAACUGUUGUCAUUAUUGUUAGACAUGUUUUCUGUUGAAUGUAUGUCUUCCUUGCAAUCAAACUUAAUAGCUGUUAUGCAUUUGUACUUUUUAUUGCAUAGCAGAGCUAAAUUGUAAAUGUAGGGUGAUAUGUGACACAGUGAAAGCUUUAGUUUUUUGUGUGUGGAGUAUAUGGCUUUCCUCAUGAGAUGGAGAACUAGAAUGGAAGUCAAGCUUGAAUGUAAGGAUAAUAUUGAGGUGCUAACUGAUGCUCUCAUCCAAGUUUCAAAUUUAUUUGAUCCAUUUGCGUCUCUUUUUUCUCUUUUGGUUUGGAUAAUGUAAGUAGUAUGAUUGCACUUCUGAACUUUGUUGCUAAUUAUAGUUUCAAAUCUUUCUCUUCUUGCGAUAA
This is a messenger RNA of Nicotiana attenuata, 1255 nucleotides long. RefSeq lists its product as uncharacterized. Lineage: Eukaryota; Viridiplantae; Streptophyta; Magnoliopsida; Solanales; Solanaceae. The record is from RefSeq and is a predicted model, not a curated record. The transcript is spliced from 3 exons. The coding region runs from base 189 to 662 and encodes 157 amino acids. Gene Ontology annotation, biological process: mitochondrial respiratory chain complex III assembly.